Camellia sinensis is the source of this 630-nucleotide messenger RNA. The record is from RefSeq and is a predicted model, not a curated record. Lineage: Eukaryota; Viridiplantae; Streptophyta; Magnoliopsida; Ericales; Theaceae.
AUGGCAAACAGUUCGACAAUGCCAAGCUUAGGAAAUUUUGUGCAAAGCUCCACAUUCAGUCAUGCUUCUCUUCCCCAGGCCAUCCCCAAGCCAACGGAGGCGGUCAUUCCAGUGGAAAUCAGCCUGCCAACCCUGAAGGUUUUGUAUCCAAAUCCUGAACUCACCGAAGAAUUACGUCGGGUUGACCUAGACCUGAUCGAAGAGCUCCGAGAGACCACUGCUGUCAGACGGGCCUCAUAUCAACAAAAAAUGAGAGCACAUUACAACCGUACCACCGCCCGAACCCCCACUGGGGAGACCCCCUUUCACUUGACAUACGGCGCAGAGGCGGUCAUUCCAGUGGAAAUCGGCCUGCCAACCCUGAAGGUUUUGUAUCCAAAUCCUGAACUCACCGAAGAAUUACGUCGGGUUGACCUAGACCUGAUCGAAGAGCUCCGAGAGACCACUGCUGUCAGACGGGCCUCAUAUCAACAAAAAAUGAGAGCACAUUACAACCGUAAAGUCCGACCGAGGGAGUUCACUGUUGGGGACCUAGUUUUGUGCGAGGCAACUCUCACCACCAAAAACCCUGCCAAGGGCAAAUUGGCAGCCAAGUGGAAAGGACCUUACGUUAUUAAGGCCAGGAUAUAG